This is a messenger RNA of Eptesicus fuscus (big brown bat), 2755 nucleotides long. Its product is annotated as KIAA0930 ortholog. The coding region runs from base 183 to 1553 and encodes 456 amino acids. The transcript has 10 exons. Lineage: Eukaryota; Metazoa; Chordata; Mammalia; Chiroptera; Vespertilionidae. The record is from RefSeq and is a predicted model, not a curated record.
GCGGAGGCGGCGCGGAGGUGCGCUCGCCUCUCUGGGCUCAGCGGGCGGCGGCGGCGGCGGCGACGCGCACAAAGGCGGUUGUGGCUUCUCUGGUGCUCGCGGCGGGCGGCGCCGGGGCGGGGGCGGCGGGGCACGCCGGGUGUCCCCGCGGGCGCGGCGCGGGCGAUGAGCCGGGGCCCGGCAUGGCCUCUGCGCGGCCGCCGGGCUGGGCCUGCGCCUCGGCGCCCGCGCCCGCGGGGCUCCGGGUCGGGCCACCUGUCCUGCCCGCCGCCGCCUCCCCCGAGCCUGCGGGCGGCGCCGAGGCCGAGGAGCGCUCGCUGCAGCGCAUGCUGCGCGCCAUUGCGGAGGAGCGCGGCCGCCUCAGCCUGCGCCGCGAGGUCGGCGGCCUCGGGUGCUUGAAGGAUGACCGCAUCGCCUUCUGGACCUGGAUGUUCUCCACCUACUUCAUGGAGAAAUGGGCGCCGCGGCAGGACGACAUGCUCUUCUACGUGCGCCGGAAGCUGGCGUUCGCGGGCACCGAGAGCGGGGUCGACGGGAGGAAGCUGCCCGAGGCCGAGCCCGAGGUGGAGGUGGAGGUGGAGGUGUACCGGCGGGACUCCAAGAAGCUGCCAGGCUUGGGGGACCCCGACAUUGACUGGGAGGAGAGCGUCUGCCUGAACCUCAUCCUCCAGAAGCUGGACUACAUGGUGACCUGUGCCGUGUGCACGCGCUCUGAGGGCGGCGACAUCCACAUCCAUAAGAAGAAAUCCCAGCAAGUGUUUGCGUCCCCCAGCAAACACCCCAUGGACAGCAAAGGGGAGGAGUCCAAGAUCAGCUACCCCAACAUCUUCUUCAUGAUCGACAGCUUCGAGGAGGUGUUCAGCGACAUGACUGUGGGGGAGGGAGAGAUGGUGUGUGUGGAGCUGGUGGCCAGUGACAAAACCAACAUGUUCCAAGGGGUCAUCUUCCAGGGCUCCAUCCGCUACGAGGCGCUCAAGAAGGUGUACGACAACCGGGUGAGCGUGGCCGCCCGCAUGGCGCAGAAGAUGUCCUUCGGCUUCUACAAGUACAACAACAUGGAGUUCGUGCGCAUGAAGGGGCCCCAGGGCAAGGGCCACGCCGAGAUGGCGGUCAGCCGUGUGUCCACUGGCGACACGUCCCCCUGCGGGACGGAAGAGGACUCCAGCCCGGCUUCGCCCAUGCACGAGCGGAUGGCCUCCUUCAGUACCCCCCCCACCCCGGAGCGCAACAACCGGCCCACCUUCUUCUCCCCGUCCCUCAAGCGGAAGGUGCCCCGGAACCGCAUCGCCGAGAUGAAGAAGUCCCACUCGGCCAACGACAGCGAGGAGUUCUUCCGGGAGGACGGCGGAGCAGCCGACCUGCACAACGCCACCAACCUGCGGUCCCGGUCCCUGUCCGGCACCGGGCGCUCCCUGGUCGGGUCCUGGCUGAAGCUGAACAGAGCGGACGGAAACUUCCUCCUCUAUGCACACCUGACCUACGUCACGUUGCCGCUGCACCGGAUCCUAACAGACAUCCUGGAAGUCCGGCAGAAGCCCAUCCUGAUGACCUAGCCGCGCGGAGCCCCCGGCCCCGGAAGUACUGCCAAGUGCCUAGCUGUCCCCGCCACCGGGCCUCUGUGACAGCCAGCGCGGAGCCGGGCGCCAUCCACCCUGGGCCGGGGCCGACUCCACGAACACCAGCCCAAACAAGUGCCUCGUCCUCCUCCCCGCUGGCUCUGCUCCUGCCCUGCGCCCACCCGCCCAUCCCCCCGCCGUCUCCGGAGAGCCCUCUGCACCCAAAGGACCCCGGGCGCCACGAGGCCACGGAGAGAGCGAAGGAGCAGCCAGCGGCCAGUGUGUCCGACCCGCCGACCCGCCCACAGCAGGCGGCGACCGCCCAGCGGCCCCGUGUGCCCACAGCCCGCGCCUCCGACGGGAGCGGCUGGGUUUGCAGUUCGUGCCAAUGAACCUCAGCAUCCCACCCUGUCUGUCCUCCCUCGCGUGGUCCUAACGGGGCCCCGGGGAGGUGGGGAGCACCGCUGUGGGUGGUGUGGCCCUGGGCUGGGAACGCGGCACCCACACGCGGUCCAGGGAGGCCUCGAGCUCGGCACACAGGCCCGGCUCCCGCCAGAAUGCCUUCGCUUCCAGCCAAAGAGCACCGCCCACACGCCUCCCACCUGGAGAGCCCAGAACGUGGACGAGGACAGGUCGGGGGCUCGGGACCAGGCAGGAGUGGCUGGGGUGGGGUGGGGGUGGCAUGCUCCCAGGAAGGCUCAUGCUCCUUGGGCCGGAGGGGCUGGGGUCUCACCUCUGGCUUUCUAGAGAUGACCUCCCUUGCCUGGGUGUGCUGGUCCCAUUUCUCAGACCAGCUCACUGAGGCGAAGGGGAACUGGCUUCCAUGCGGCCAGUACGGUCAGGUGUGGGUGGCACACGAGCCCCGGGUUUGCCCGUGCCUCGUGCCAGCCAGGAUCUCCGCCUGUGAGGACCCACGUGCUCUCAAAGCCGAGCCCUCGGUAGGAGAGGCCUGGCCAGCCCCUGGGAGCGCAGUCACCGGUCUCUGCUGCCGCGUUGCUGUGUCUGAAGUCCUGGAAAUACCUGCGGGUCCCUGCUGUGCGUCAGAGGCCCCCUUGUGGGCAGGAGAGGAUGGGAGGGGCUUGUUCCCGUCGGUUUUUAUUCUGUGCUCCAAGGGUUUGCACUGGGCUCCGAACAGGGACUACUUUGGGGCUUUCUCUAGAUUUUGUAUGCUGUUAUUAAAAGCGAGCUGUUGCAUUUCA